CAGUCAGUCAGCGGCCGUCGCACGAGAAGGUCGCCUCUAUCGCCACCUCCUUCCGCUGCCUCUCUCUCCCUCCUGGACUCUGUGACUAAGCGACCUGUGCUAGUGACUUGAACGCUUUACAUACCGAGUGCCGAUUAUUUAAAGGCGAUAACGAGGAGAUGGGAGGCGGCACAGGCAACAAAGGUGGAUACAAGGUAGGAAAAAAUGAUGACGCUGAGGGGAUGUGCAACAGCGUGGCGUCCCUGGAGCCAGACCCGCGCUACUCCGGCUGCUGCUCCAACAUCUUCCGCCCAGGCCGCGUGGUGAGGGAUAUCGUGGUGGGCGCCCUCGUGGUGCUGGGCGUGGCGGUGGUCGUCGCCGUAGUGUUUGUGGUGUGCUACUUCUUCAUCCCUGUCAAAGCCGAUGGUGAGGCGCCCUUGCUGGGGGAGGAGAGUGCCUUCCAUGGGGUGCCAUAUGAAACGGAGGCCAACCACAACAACAUCAAUGAAGUGGUAUUCCGAAACAGCACCAGAUAUGAUGUAGAUCCCAUGCUAGAGAGGAUCAAGGAGGCAGAACACGAGGAUCACGGCCACGGUCAAGACGGUCACGGCCAUGAUCACGAGGGUCACAACCACGACCACGACCACGUCCACGAGCACCAUCACGUUGGCCCUGUCCCAGAGCCUGACUCUGAGCCUGAACCAGAGGCAGAAGCUGAACCUGAACCAGAACCAACUGCAGAACCUGAGCCAGAGCCAGAGGGUGAGCCCACAGCUGAGCCAGAACCAGAAGCCACUGCUGAGCCAGAACCAGAACCUGAGUCAGACCACACUCACUCUGAAAUGAGCCACGACCACACUCACCCUGAAAUGGACCAUGAUCACACACACCCUGAAAUGGACCAUGACCACACCCACCCUGAAAUGGGCCAGAAGCAUGGACCAGUUACUCAUGAUCACACUCACCCUGAGAUGGACCACAAUCACACCCAUCCUGAGAUGGACCAUGACCAUACCCACCCUGAGAUGGACCACAAUCAUACCCACCCUGAGAUGGACCAUGGCCACACCCACCCUGAGAUGGACCAUGGCCACACCCACCCUGAGAUGGACCAUGGCCAUACCCACCCUGAGAUGGGCCAGGAACACACUCAUGAACAGGGACCAGUAACACAUGACCACACUCACCCUCAAAUGGACCACGAUCACAUGCACCCUGAGAUGGACCAUGACCACACUCACCCUGCUGAAGGCACACCGGAGGCUGCGGAUCCCCAGUGUAAGGACCAAGGCUGCAAUGCGCACCCUGUCCCUGAGGCGUCUGAGUCUGAGGUGACCCUUGUUCCUGCCACACACACUGAUGUGGAGGAGGGAAGUUUGCCCCCUCUCUUUGAACUCUUUAGCCCAAGGACCCCUGUUGAGGAGGCUGCACCUGAGGGCUCUGAGGGCACCCUGAAAGAGCUGGUUGUCCCACAUGAGCACACUCAUGAGGAAGAGGCGCAUGCUGAGCCUCACCCUGAGGUCCUGUCCCCAGUAGAAGAGACUCAGGGCAUCACUGAAGAAGUACCUCAGGGUAAGUGUCAGCCACGGCAGCUGGAGAUGUGCAGUGACCUCCCACACACACUGACAGGCUUCCCUAACUGGGCUGGAGAUCAAACUGAGGAGGACAUGCAGCAGACAUCUCUUCCCUUCCUGAGGGAUGUGAUUGUGAGGUCCAGGUGCUCCCCAAGGGCAAAGGAAUACUCUUGUGCCAUCCUGGAACCUCCCUGCACCUCAGAUGGCACCAUCCUGCCCCCCUGCAGGACCUUCUGCAAGUCUGUGGCUGCCACCUGCCAGGAGUUCAUCACCUCCAGGUUCAGCCUCAGCAGUGCCUUCGAUUGUGAGCAGUUCCCGGACUCCUCAGACCCCAGCGUGUGCUUUGACCUGACCCAGGCUGAGGGAGAGGAGCUGCAGCAAACAGGCCCCACUCCUGUCCACCACCCCCCUGAUGCACCCCACCAUAGCAUCACAAAUGAGGACUUCUUCCCAAACUCUCCUCUUGACCCCCGCACACUCCCAAGUGAGGCUCAGGCAGACUCUGAGCAGCCACACAGAGCCACACAGAGCCACCCAGCCUCAGAGAGCGAUGUGCCACCUUUGGUUCUCCAAGAUGAGGAUUAUUAUCCUGACUACCCACAGGAGGGUGUCAUCAACCUGGCUGUGAAUGCCAACAGUCCUAUUGAAUAUCCAAAUGAUUUCACUGAGCCUGAGCUUCCCACUACACUGCCCAGUGAUGUUGCUCAGAACCCUCCCUCUAAUUCCGGGAGCUUUGCUCCUUCUCCUGCUGCUGAGGAGUCCUGCAGUCAGGAUGAGUUUGGGUGUGUGGAUGGUUCGGCCUGCUUACCCUCAGAGGCUGUGUGUGAUGGCAUCCCACAGUGUGGCGAUGGGUCGGAUGAAGGAGACUGUCAGCGUGUGGGGUGCAACACAGGAGAAUUCCAGUGUGCCACCACCGGCCAGUGUGUCCCUGAGUCGUGGGUGUGUGACGGGACAGACGACUGCCGAGACAAUUCUGACGAGACUGACUGUGACCUGCCCCCCCUCCAGGAGCCCUCAUCAUCCCAUGCUGAGGAAGCACCUCCCCUUGAAAAUCUUACCCCUCUGGGGCAGUUUCCCCUCCCUGGGGGAUACCUCCAGGACGUUUAUGGGGGUGAGGAAUAUGAUUUCAACAAGUUUGGAGGAGGAAAUUCUUUUCUUGAUAAUGGCAAUAAUGGAUUUCCACCCAGUGGUGUAUCUAAUGGAAUAAACGGAUCACACACAAGAGAUUAUGCCAGAGAACUGUUCCCAGGAGAAAGUGAUGAGGGCACAUUUGCUGCAGCCCAAGAGGCUCUGGUGAGCCUGCCAAACACUGGGAAUAACACCCAGGGAGGCCCACAGGACAGAGAGGAGUUGGAGACUGACAAUGGAGACUCAGAGCCUGGCCAGGAAGGAGCCAGGGAACCAGGAAACAUUCGUGUUGAGGAUUUUGAAGGAUAUGAGUCAAGGUUGCCCUUUGAUAGCCAGGUGCAAGACUUUCCACAGCAGCCCUACCAGAGUGACACCACUGUGCAGGACUUCCCUGAAAAUCCUGCCCAGCCUGAAUUUGGUCUGUCUGACUAUCCUGAAAACCCUUCCCAGCCUGAAUUUGGCCAGUCUGACUAUCCUGAAAACAUUAAUCAGGCUGACUACUCAUCCCACACCUUCCCUGAGGACACCAACCAGGACACCCACCAGCCUGACCUCAUCUUGGAUAAUUUUCCUGAUAGUUUUGACCAGUAUGAUGAGACACUAGAGGAAGAACACACCCAUGCUGCCUCUGAUCAGUCCCAGAAUUAUGAUGUGCUCAGCCAGCCACCUUAUUAUGACAGCUUUGGACAGAUUACUGAUCAUAACCAGCCUCCUCCAGUCCAGGAUGAGUCUCAAUCACUUACAGAGGAUGAAAUACAGCCUUCCUUCAGGGAGCUUCCUUCAGAAAUAGACUACAACCAUCCUCAGCUCUUGACACCAGAAGAAUCUGACACUUCACCAAAGGAAGUAUCACAGCAAGCACCACAGGAAGCAUCACCAGAUUAUACCACUAACACUAAGGAGAUUACUGUUGAGGCCACAGGAAGUGAACCCACAGAAACACUCCAGGACCACCUCCCUCAGGAACACUCUCUGCUGGACUAUGAGGAUGAGUCUCCUUACUCCCCCUACCAGCCACCACUCCCUGCAGACUUUCCUCAGCCAGCCAACAGCCCCACUUCCCUACAGGGUGACCAGACGCCACCAUCACCACCUCCAGCAUAUGAGAACCAAGAACACAAUGAAGAGAGUGUACCAGAGUCUGUAUUGAAUGAAGACCUUGAGAAUGGUGGGGAGUCAGAGCAAACCCUGAAGUCCAUUGACAUUGCUUUGCCUGUUAUAGAUUAUGAUGAUACCCCAGACACUGCUCCCACCCCCACCACCACCACUGCUGCCCCCACACCCAGCAGAGGCAACAGGUUAAGAGGCAGCACCCGGUUUGCCUACUCCCGCCGCCCCUUCACCCACAGACCUUCGCCCACCACCCUCAGGACUGGUGCACCAGCCAGUGCUCGCCCAAGCCCACAGCCAACUGCCUCUUCCUUCCUCUCACGUCUUCAGAAGUGGCGCACUUCCCGCAUCCCGUCGUAUGAGUCACUGCGAACUCCAGCAGCAAAGGAACGUAUGGACACUGAUGAAGUUGGAGAGGAAGAGCCUGUUGGUGGUGUCAGGGUGUCUCCAAGGCCAAGGGGGCCCCCAUUCCGACGAGGCCCUAAUGGCCCAAGAUCCUAUGGCACUAGACCUACAUUGAGAACCUCCAGGAUAGAUUCAGUCCCUGGAAGCUUUCCCCAGGAAUUCCUGAAGGAAGGAAUUAAACCAGAGGGCACCUUUGCCUCAGAGGAACAGGCUGAAGGCAGCAAUCAGGAAGAUGAGAAGGAAGAUGGUGAACUUGCUGCUUCAGUACUUGCUCCUGUCCAUAUUACAGCACCAACCCAGCGCACAUCACAGUGGCACCCCCCACCACGCAUGUACCGGCGAAACUUUAUGAGAGACAACCUGGAGUUACAGAGGACUCGUUACAACACAAGAAGAACACUACGGACAGGAGAUGAGAUUAAUGAUUACGUGGGAGAGGAGAGAGACGAACGUGUGGCAGAAGCACCUCAGUUUAGCUAUGCCUCUGAGAUACCUGACUACAGCUCCUCAGACUAUGCCUCCCCAGACUACCAAAUGCAUGCCUCACAUUACCCCUCAUAAGUGAUAACUCAAAGAUAAUAACCUAAGGGCGUCAGCUACACACCUCAGCAGACAGUAGUACAGCGCCUCAGAAGACAACAAUGCAACAUCUGUGACGCCAGCACCCAAGGAGGCAGUGGAGGUGACAGAACCCAUCCUGGAGGAGACCACAACCCUCCCUGUGGAAUCUGAGACUGUCACCCCAACACCUUGCCCCGAGCUGCAGUGUUUGGAUGGAACCUGCAUCUCUUUGUCUCAAGUGAAUGAUGGGGUGGUGGACUGUCCUGAGGGUAUUGAUGAGGAGGACUUUGGGGGUCUUAUUUAAAUGAAUGAAUGUGUUUUGAUGGAUAAAUAUAUUUUGAUCAUCCUGUGUGCUUUGAAUUGUUCUGAGAACAUGUGGUGAUGUGUUUUGAUGUUGUCUUUAGAUUUUUUUUUUUCAAUGAGUGUAAAAUUGUGCCUUAAUUGUUUAUAUAUUAUUAUUUUUUUCAAUAUGGCAUAAUGUACUUCUGAUUGACUUAACUUACUCAUACCAGUUUUAUUUACUUGAUUAUUUUUAGUGUAUUUAAUAUUUUUUUAUUUGGUUACAAUCCCAGAAUUUUCAAUAUCAGAUAAUUUAAAAGUACUAUUUCAUGAAUUUGGAUCUAACAUGAUGUAAUUUUUUCAUCUGUUUAUCUCUAUUCACAUCAGUUUCACGUUAUUUUUUCAUUCGUACUUUGUAUUUAAUGCCUGAAUCUAGAAUUUUUAAACAAGGUAACAAAAUGGUGCUGAACUAUUUUUGAACAUGAUUAGACUUUUAUCAUGAUAAUGUUUUGAUAUAUUGAGUUAUAUACACAAUUUUUUUACUUCUCUAUUUUUAUUUUUAUUUAUUAUGUUUUUAUUUAUUUAAAUAUAUGAACUUUUCAAGGCAUCUAUUUUGAAGUUGUUGCAUUCUUUAAACAGAGGCAUACUGACUAAUAAGUGUUUCCUUCUUAUAUUAGAUUUAAUCUAUAAAUAUAUGACGAGAUUAAUUUGCAAUGAAAGAAAUAAUCAUUGAACCUGAACAACAAGAAUCAUGCAUCUUGAUAUCUUAAAAACUCACAAAGCAAACAUAGUGGUGCCUUACACUCUAUAACAAGGUUGAAUAUCUUUUGUAAUAUUCCUUACUUUACACUAUAUUAUACUAUAAUGAAUUUAUUUUUAUUGAUAUAAAAAUUUUAGCUCAUACUUCCUAACACUCAUAUUAGUCUUCUGUAAAUAGUAUAGUCUAUAUAAGUGAAUCUGUCUCUUCCUUCUAACUUUCACAAACCAAAUAACAGUACGAGUAUAGAUAAACUUAGUGAAACUUUCCCCAAGAGUUGUGAAAAAAGGUUGUUUGCUGGUCACAGCUGAUAUCCAAAAAGAAGGCAGUUAUUUUAUUUAUUUAUUUAUACCCACAAGUAUAUGUAUAUGCUGUUCUGAUGGCUUUGUAUAGCAGCGAUGUAAUCUCAGUUUUCAUCAUGGUCCAUUGGGAAUGUUUUAUGAAUUCAUUUUGUACAUUAGUCAUUCUAAAUUUAGGUAACAAAUUGUUCUCAAAAGCUAUGAUUUCUAGAGUCACAUGUUUACUGUAACACUUGUACCUCAGCUGUAUUCCAUCCUUCACUGCAGUAGGAGUCAGUGAAGGAGGUGCUGGGGCGUGAUGGAUGGUGCACAGACGGCAGAUUGUGACAUUGCACCCAACACAUUUCACUGAUCCAUCCACUAAUACAAAUGAUGCCCAAACUCUAUAAAAUUAGUCAGAAUGGAUUAAGUAGACAUGUAAUUAGAGUGGAUAACUAUACACAAAUGAUUUUUAAGUUUUCAGUUACAAAAGAACACCAUCUUAAAAAAAAUCCUGAUGGUAUUCAUAUUAUAUUGAAAGUGGUACUGUGUACUGAAAGAGCUAAACACUGAUAUCUUACAUUGGUAACCAAGCAGAGGGAAGUCUGUGGGUGAAUUUCCUUCUGUAAAAGAAUUAGAACCUUCGUGUGAAUGGUAGAGAAUAUGAGAACAGAGAAGACGUUUUGCUUGUCACUCCACCAUCUUCACUGACUCCCACUGUAUUUGUUCUCAAUACUUAGCUAAUGAUGAAUGUGUGUAACUUUUUCUGUGAUUAACUGUUUUGUGUGUGUGUGUGUGUGUGUGUGUGUGUGUGUGUGUGUGUGUGUGUGUGUGUGUAAGCCCCAUUUAGGGCAGCUCGUUCCAUAUCAGAAAUAAAAAUAUCCUGUAAACAUUC
Messenger RNA from Scylla paramamosain (green mud crab), 6966 nucleotides. RefSeq names its product cell surface glycoprotein 1-like. NCBI's taxonomy places the organism in Eukaryota, Metazoa, Arthropoda, Malacostraca, Decapoda, Portunidae. Bases 159 to 4757 code for a protein of 1532 amino acids. The transcript has 10 exons. Gene Ontology annotation, molecular function: protein binding. Gene Ontology annotation, cellular component: plasma membrane. The record is from RefSeq and is a predicted model, not a curated record.